UCUUGUUAGAGUAGGUUCAUCUAUACAUCGUAAAAUUUGUCCAAGGAUGCUGUCGUUAUUAUUUUGUCUGAGUGUUGCAUCAGCUGUUCUUGUGGAUCCGAAUGAAGGUCAUCAGGAAUACAACUCAGGAAACCCAAAGGGUUGGCAUUAUUUCAAACAAUACCAUCCUCUUACUUCACCAGUUUUGUUUACUGCAAAUACUCAUGUGUUUCCGAAGUACGAAUUUGAAUACGCAGUUUCUGAUAAACUGACCGGAGAUCAUAAGCAUCACCAUGAAACAAGAGACGGUAACAAAGUCCGCGGAGAGUAUAGUCUUGUGGAACCAGAUGGCUCGCUCAGAACAGUGCAAUAUAACGCUGAUCACCAUAAAGGAUUUAAUGCUUUUGUUAGUAAAACUGUUCAAAAGCACGGCGGCCAUGCUUUUUCAAUAUUCGGUCAUACUCAGCACUUCAUGCCGCUUGGACAAGGUGUAAAGAUCAAUCAAUUCUUCCCUAAAAAAGGUUACAGUCCUUAUAAUCCCGUUGAAAUAAAUAAAACCUUUGAUAACACUGCUACACACAAUGCAGAGGAAACCGAGAAAUCUUCGUUUGAAAAUAAAAAUAUUUCGACUACUUCUGACGUCACAAAGAAUGCUCAAAUGCCACAUGAACACACAAAUGCCCCAAUUUUAGAAACAUCAACAAAAACAAGCAACUAUGAAUUACCAAUAAUUCAAAUGGAAACUGUAGAAGGCCCUUUGGUUAAAGUAUUACCAACAGAAAUACCAACAACAACUAAUAGCAUACCAGAAAAAGAUGCAGAAAGCACAAAUUCUUUAAAAUAUUUUGAAAAUAACGAAGAACAUUCCUUAAGUGAAAACAGUUCGUCAGAUGAAGAUCAGACUAAAGUUAAAGGAGAACAUUAUCCUGAUUCAGAAGUCGCUUCAUCAUAUUAUUCUAGAAUUUAUUAUGUUGGUUUUUAA
Messenger RNA from Papilio machaon (common yellow swallowtail), 961 nucleotides. RefSeq lists its product as uncharacterized. The transcript is spliced from 4 exons. The record is from RefSeq and is a predicted model, not a curated record. The coding region runs from base 47 to 961 and encodes 304 amino acids. Gene Ontology annotation, cellular component: extracellular matrix. Lineage: Eukaryota; Metazoa; Arthropoda; Insecta; Lepidoptera; Papilionidae.